Molecule: messenger RNA, 4066 nt
Organism: Tympanuchus pallidicinctus (lesser prairie-chicken)
Lineage: Eukaryota; Metazoa; Chordata; Aves; Galliformes; Phasianidae
Gene: ESPN
Product: espin
Exons: 11
Coding region: 1-3696 (1231 amino acids)
Biological process (GO): actin filament bundle assembly
Cellular component (GO): cytoplasm
Molecular function (GO): actin filament binding
Source: RefSeq, a predicted model, not a curated record
AUGGCGCUAGAGCGGGCGCUGCAGGCGGCGCGGCAGGGCGACGUGGAGGCUCUGCGGGGGCUGCGGGCGGCAGGGCUGCUCCGGCCGGGGCUGCGGGACGCGCUCGGAGCCUCUCCCGCUCACCACGCCGCCCGCGCCGGCCGCCUCGCCUGUCUUCGGUACCUGGCGGCCGAGGCCGCUCUCCGCGGCGACGCGCGGGCGCGCAACGGGGCCACGCCGGCCCACGACGCCGCCGCCACCGGCAACCUCGCCUGUCUCCAGUGGCUGCUCACGCAGGGAGGCUGCGGCGUGCAGGACACAGACAACUCCGGUGCCACUAUCCUACAUCUCGCAGCCCGAUUCGGUCACCACGAGGUGAUCGAGUGGCUCCUCCGCUUCGGAGGCAGCGAUCCUACGGCAGCCACAGACACAGGAGCGCUGCCGGUCCAUUAUGCUGCGGCCAAAGGGGAUUUCCCUUCCCUGCGACUUCUCUUAGGACACUGCCCAAGCACGCUCAGUGCCCAGACCAAGACCGGUGCCACCCCUCUGUACCUCGCCUGCCAGGAGGGCCACCUCGAGAUCAUCCAAUACUUGGUGAAGGACUGCGGGGCCGACCCCCACGUACGCGCCAACGACGGCAUGACCCCACUGCAUGCUGCAGCCCAGAUGGGCCACAACACCGUCAUCGUCUGGCUGAUGAGCUUCACGACAGUGAGCCUGUCAGAGCGGGAUGAUGACGGAGCCACGGCCAUGCACUUUGCUGCCAGCCGCGGCCACGCCAAGGUGCUGAGCUGGCUGCUGCUGCACGGUGGUGAGAUCACGGCAGACGGAUGGGGCGGCACGCCGCUGCACGACGCUGCUGAGAAUGGCGAGCUGGAGUGCUGCCAGAUUCUGGUGGUGAACGGCGCUGACCUCAGCAUCCGCGACCAGGAUGGCUACACGGCGGCCGACCUCGCCGAUUACAAUGGCCACAUCCACUGCGCCAAGUACCUGCGCACCGUGGAGAACAUGAGCAUGGAGCACCGCGUGCUGUCACGAGACCCCUCAGCAGAUGGGGAGUGCCGUCAGCCUGACUCGGGCAUGUCGUCACCCAACACCACGGCAUCGGUGCCCCAGGCGAGGUUUGAGGUUGGCUCCCCUGCCAGCACCCUCUCCAACUACGACUCCUGCAACUCCAGCCAGUCCAGCACGGGGGAGAAAAGGGGCGGCCCCCACACGGCCCCUGCAGCCCGGGUCCCGGAGCCGGCACUCACAGACAUGCAGGCUUACAUGGACAUGCUGAACCCUGAGACACGGCCACGGGGCAGAGGACUGGCGAGCGAGGGUCCCCCACCGCCACCCCCCAGUUUCCCUCCACCACCACCCCCCCCUGCAACCCGGCCCCCUCCCCCACCCCCCGGUUACCCUGCGCCUGCACCGCCCGUUGCCCCCGACACCGCCGACAUCUACGUGCGGGCCAAGAACAACCUGCGGCACGUGGAAAGCCAGGCGCUGCGCAGAGAGCUGGUGUCGCGUGAGGGCAGCCCCGAGGGCCUGCGCAGGGCCGACUCCACGCGGCGGUCACGGAACUUCAGCAAGCAGCCGAGCACAGGUGACUACUACAAGCACCUGGGGCCCAGCGCGGCAGAGCUGCCCGGCCCGUGCAGGAUGGCGCACAGCGAGGUGAGCGCGGCCCCGGAGCUGCGUGCGUCGCGGCGCCCCAACCCUACGUCAUCCCUGCCCGCGCUCUUCCAGAGCUCUCUGUUGCCUGCGGACGCCAUGCACAAUGGGGGCCCGGUGGAGAGCAAGCCUGGCACCGAGCUGCCGCCUCCACCACCGCCUCCGCCGCUGCCCGACGCCGCCUGCCCGCCGCCCCCUCCGCCUCCGCCGCCCGCUGGCCCCCGCCGCUCGUCCUCCUCCACUGGAAGCACCAAGUCGUUCAACAUGAUGUCCCCCACCGGCGACAACUCGGAGCUCCUGGCUGAAAUCAAGGCCGGGAAGAGCCUGAAGCCAACGCCACAGAGCAAAGGCUUCACCACCGUAUUCUCUGGCAGCGGGCAGGCAGGGGCCAACGCUGACUCACCAGCAUCCUCCCCAUCGCCCACCAGGACUCCCACCCCACCAGCCACCCCUGAGGCCGGGGGGCCACCACGCUGCAUGGCGGGGGGCUCGCCAGAGCCAGUGCUUAAUGGGAGCUCACCAGUGCCAGGGCCGGGGGCCAUGGCCCCACCAGAUGUGGAAGCUCUGGUGCCAAGCCACGAUGAGCAGGGCCGGCCCAUCCCUGAGUGGAAGCGGCAGGUGAUGGUGCGCAAGCUGCAGCUCCGCAUGCAGGAGGAAGAGGAGCAGCGGCGUAAGCUGGAGCCUGGGAACGUCUCGCCCCCCCCGUGCUGGCGCUACUCCGCUGCCCACGGGGGCAUGCUGGGACCCUUUGGGCAGCUCAUGACGGAGGAGGACAUUCUCCGCAUUGAGAGGCAAAUUGAAAACCUACAGGUGAUGCAUAAGGUGCAGACAGUGGAGACAGAGCUGGAGCAGCUGGAGGAAGAGCUGCAGCAGCUCUUGCCGCUCUCGGCCGCUCUGGCCCCCGAGCGCUUUUCCCUCGAUCCCCGGCGCCUGCAGGGCCGUGCUGAGGACCUGCCCGCCUGGUGCAGCAAGACUUCCGCGCUGCUGAGGAGCAUGGCCAUGCUGCUGGCUGCCCUAGGAGGCCGCGAGAGCUCUGGGGCAGGGGGAGCAGCGAGCAGCACCGUGCCGCAGAGGCCCCCUCCUGCUGCUGCCAGCACCCAGCAGGAUGCCCGGCACGAGAUCCUGCGCUGCGGUGUCUCAGUGCGCAGCCUGAAGGCCAACUACGAAGGGCUGGUGGGAGCCCCUGUGCCCCACGCCAGGGUCACCAAGAGAAAGCGAUCGCUGCCCACCGGUGUGCUGAUGGAUGGCUGCACCCGUGAGCCCGUCCUGGAGGAGGACUAUGGGGAUGAGGAUGUGGAUGGCAUGCUGCGACGGAGCCGCCCGGUGCAGACAGAGCUGAGCUGCCUGCAGGAGCGCAUCGAUGCGCACAAGGAGCGUGCUGUGUCCCUCUUCCUGGAGCACUGGAAAAAAUGGGCGCUGGCAGAGGCACCGGGCUCACAUACCCACGGGGAAGAGCGGCUGCGGCGGCUCUGGAAGCAGCGGCAGGCAGUGGCAAGGCUGCUGGCGCGCUGGAGGAGUGUGGCCCACCGUGUGCCGGGGCGGCAGAUCCGGCGGCUGAGCCGUGCUGAAGUGCUCUACUGGCCCGAGCACUUCUUGCCCCACGUGCGAGGCUCGCCCAUGCCCUACGACAGCCUCUCACUGGACCUCUUCAUGCUGGGCUACUUCCAGCUGCUGGAGAUGAACCUCAGUCCCGAGGAGCGGCGCUUCCGGCACCUGCUGUGCUAUGAGAUGUUUGACCGCCUGAGCACCCACAGCUGGGAGUGCAUCCGGCGCUUCCACCGUGCCGCACUGGAGCGGGUUGAGGCUGGCCACCGCUGCUGGCUCGAUGGCUUUGAGGACCUCAAGCAGGAGUUCUUUGGGGACAGCCCCACCAACACAGUGGCAGCAGUGGGAUCGAGCCCUGUGCCUCCCUGUCCAGCAGCCACAGCCCGGAGCACGCAGGAGCCAGCCCAGCUGGUCUCAGAGCUGGGAGAGUUCAGCGAUGAGGACAUCUGCCGCUACAUCGACCGCAGCUUCUCCUUCUGGAAGGAGAAGGAAGCAGAGAUGUUUGAUAUCUGAGCCGAACAGGGUGCUGCGGCGGCAGGGCUGUGGUGAAGGCGUGGGGCUGCUGAGCACAGAGCUGGGCAUGCAGCUGGGUGCAGGCAGCAGCAGGACCAGUGCACUGCACGGCUCGGCUGCCCUGCUGCUCUCGUGGCGGCAGGGCUGCGGGUCGGCUCUGAGGACUGCCGGGUUUGGCCUUGUGCCGUGAAGUCCCAGGUGCCCAGACCUCUCGAGGGUCCCGUGGCCGGCUGUGUGUUGAGGUUGCUGUGUGCCACUUGCUGUGGCUGUGUGUUGUGCUUGGAGCGCUGCUCCCCUAUGGUGUGGUUUGCAGUGCCGGGGCAGCGUGGGCCCCUACGUGUCCGUGCAAUAAAGCUGUGUGUGCUGUGAA